AUGAAUCAUUGUAGAGCGCCUGAGAUCAUUCUUGGCUUACCGUACUGUGAAGCUAUUGAUAUGUGGUCGCUAGGCUGUGUAUUUGCUGAACUAUUUCUGGGAUGGCCGUUGUAUCCCGGCUCUUCUGAAUACGAUCAGGUAUUUGCAUCAUUAAUCUAG
Molecule: messenger RNA, 159 nt
Organism: Trichoplax adhaerens
Lineage: Eukaryota; Metazoa; Placozoa; Uniplacotomia; Trichoplacea; Trichoplacidae
Exons: 1
Coding region: 1-159 (52 amino acids)
Biological process (GO): peptidyl-serine phosphorylation; peptidyl-threonine phosphorylation
Cellular component (GO): nucleus; cytoplasm
Molecular function (GO): ATP binding; protein tyrosine kinase activity; protein serine/threonine kinase activity
Source: RefSeq, a predicted model, not a curated record